Seminavis robusta is the source of this 1083-nucleotide messenger RNA. NCBI's taxonomy places the organism in Eukaryota, Bacillariophyta, Bacillariophyceae, Naviculales, Naviculaceae. The record is from the annotation of a GenBank genome assembly.
AUGCCCGACAAAUACGUCUUCCAAGGGUUUAUGGCAUUUGCCAUCUUUGGCCCCAUCCCAUUAUCUGGCAAGACACUUUCUUGUUUUGCAGGCAAUGACGAUAGCAAAGUGCAAAAGAAAUCGAGGAAGCAAGUUCGAGAGGAAGAAGCACAGCAACGAGACCACGAGCGAGCAGCUAAUGUUGGUGGUGACGACGUAUUCAAGAGAGGAGUCCCCGUACACGAAAAGAAGAUGGCAUACCAGAUGGCAUCAACAGCUCAUGUUCAUGCCCAGAAGAAUGCAAGAGAUCUGUUGGCCAUUGCGAAUGCUGAUCAUGCAGCUACAUCCAAGGAAUUCUUUGAGGUUGUCAAGCUCUUGAAGGAAUCUACGUCCGAGGAGGAAAAAGAAACAUACAAAGAGUGGAAAGAACAGCUUGCGAAAGACCUUGGCGGCAUACGCAAGAGGAAGAGACAGUUGCAAGAAAAAUGCGACAGUCUCAUGAAGGUUUCGAAGCAAGAGAGUGCAAUGGCAAAUGACUACUUUGGACGAGUAUCGAAUGUGGUGAAGGCAACGUCGCCAGUUCCACAACCAAGUCCAUUGACAGUGGACACUGCUGUAGCUUCCCACCCUGCCAUCAACAAGACCAGUGAGGAAUACCAAUCGCAUUGUUCUCAGCUUGCACAAUCCCAGGCAUCGGAAGCUUCCUCGGAAAUGUCCAGGACAUCUCAUGCAGUAUCGAGAGCAGCAGUUUCUCUUUCCCAAGACCAAGUUGCUAAUUCUCAUCAGUUGUACAGUUCGCAGCUUGCUUGUUCUUCCGAGUUUCCGCAAUUCUCACAGUUUUCGCAAUUGUCGGGGCAGAGUUUCCUUUCCGAGAACAACAACAACAACAAAGAACAACAAGAGGUCACCGAAAUCCACAGUGACGAAGAAGACAGUAGUGAAGACGGUGACCCCAAGCCUGUUGAUCCAGCUGAAGAGAGUCUCCUUAAUCGCUGUGAAGCAACCAUCGCUAGGUCUCGCCAAAGUGCUGCCAAACGUCGCAAUGGCCUCGAUGACUCAGACGAUGAUGAAGAAGGCGAGGAAGACGAAGACGAAGAAGAAUAA